GGUCCUGAACGGCCCGGAGUAAUUUACAAGUAGUGCAAGAGCCACUCUAUCUGCAGCUCUUUCAGGUAAUCCUGUACAACAUAGCCUUGCAUGAAACAAAUGGGGGAAAGGAACGAGAUGAAUGAGUUGAUUGAAGUCGCGGGGGCGUUCGUUAUUCGCUCCGGUCGCGUUCGCGGCUAACCCGAUUUCGCGUAUCGCUGCCUCGAAAACAUCUAUUGCCUGUUUGGGUGUUGUAUCUUCACCGCCUGCUGCUUCUGUCUGAUAGCCUCGCGGUGCUGCGGAAUCAACUCCGGGCUUGCAGAGGAAUUGAUUAGAAGAUAAAGAAAGGCAUAACAUCAGACACCAUGUCUGCCAUUCAGAUCCCUCCCGAAACAUGGCGGCAUCUUCUACGCUCCUUACUCCGCGAAUGCUCCUACCUCCCUGACCCUGUCGCCAGAGUUACAUUUCAUGCUCAGAUCCUCCAACGAUUCCGACGGUAUACCCAGAAGAAAGAGACGGAUCAACAUCGACUUCUAUUACUCCGGAAGUCGGCAACACACCAACUGUCUCUGCUCAGACGAGCCAAUGAGGGAUAUACAAAGCCACUGGAAAAGGUCUUGCAGCAGGCUUAUGGCCGCAGAGGGCGACGGAGACAAGAGCUCAUACAAGCAUUGGUCACACCAGCGGACGCAGUGGACGCAUUGAAUGCGGCGGAUACGCAGACAGUGGCACCGGAAGCACCAGAGAUGUUCGAGGAUGGAUGGCGGCCUCCCUCAGUCAUGGUUGAUCUUUUGAAAGCCCAGAACCGUAACUCGAUGAUCACGACGCUGAAUGCCGGCUACUACACUAAGCAAGUCGAACCAGUUGUUCCCGCGGAGAAUAUCUGGGGGAAGCCGCUCGCUCCAUCUCGCCGCAGGAACAUUCGGAGGAAAUGGUACAAUCAGACGCUACAUAAUCUGUUUCCGCCACUGCCUGACUCGGAGCUCAAGGUGUUGGAGGGUCUUAUGUCGGGGACUAUACCAUGGACGCCGCCCAAACGACGAAAGGCAGUUGGGACUUCUUUCGCCCCUGAGUCUACUCUAGAUGCUGGCUUUCUGACAGAGGGACCGCAGAAGGGUGAUACAUUUGAGAAUUAUGUUGACGGACGACCCCAUAACAUCACCCGACGGUUCAUGCAGAGGCUCUGGAAACGCAUAUCCUGUCUAGUUCCUCGCGUGAAUUGGGAUACUAGAAGCGGAAAGCCUGCAUUCACCUGGGAUGUACUCUACUCAGGACCUAAGCUGGCCCUGAAGUUGGACGAAAGCACAGCGUCUGAGCUCUUCGCAGGCAUCGAUGCCAAUGGUCGAAUGAUCAAAGAUCAACCAAAAGAAGCGUCAGGAUGAAUAUUAACCACUCAACAUAAUCAAUCAUGGAGUAUGUGACAAAGGACACAACAC
Molecule: messenger RNA, 1415 nt
Organism: Aspergillus vadensis CBS 113365
Lineage: Eukaryota; Fungi; Ascomycota; Eurotiomycetes; Eurotiales; Aspergillaceae
Exons: 1
Coding region: 345-1361 (338 amino acids)
Source: RefSeq, a predicted model, not a curated record